CCAAACAGUGGGCACACCCACUGAUGCUGGUGUCUCUCUCCACGCUACAGUCAAGGUGCUAUUUUUCUGCAUAGAUUAUUUUGGGCUAGUACAACUUGUGCUUUUACAAUCUACAGUAGUAAUGUUGACCACCAUGUGCUGGCUACUGGUUGGAUGUUGUGGGCUCGCCUUUGUGAACCUCUCAGUGGCUUUAAACAGCACCCCACACGUCACCCAGAAGCCUCGUUUCUAUGGGGUGAAGACCAAUCGCAAUGUGACCAUAUUCUGUGUGGUAUCGGACCGAAACCAGUCUGCCACGGUGGAAUGGUACAAGGCCCCAGAAUACAACACCACGGGGAAGAAGAAGAUAGAGGGGGACCGUGUCACUGUGAGGCAGAAGUGCAUGUCACGAAACGCCUCGAUCGAACUCAGCCGUGUAGAGACGGAGGACACUGGAUUGUACUUUUGUCUGAUUAACAACAUCACCUGGGGGCCAGGGACAGAGCUACAAGUGUUCAGACCCUCUAACGCUGAAAAUGCAGAAAGGAGGAGCAAGCUGAAGGAUGCUUUGAUAUUUCUCCAGGCGUUACUCUUAACGCUGUUUGCUCUMGUCCCACUGCUACGCCACCAAUCCCUGUUGAAGAAGGAAGAUGCAAUUUAUGAGGAACCUGAACAUGAUCACAUCUAUGAGGGCUUGGAGAUCGAGCAUUGUGGUGGUCUGUAUGAGGACAUCUCAGCGUAUGCUCAGCCUGGGCCAGCAGAGGCUGCUGCAGCUUGGAAGCAGGAGUGAGCCGCAUCGGCGCUGAGAUGGGGACUGAGCUCUCCUGUCAUCCACUGCACCUCAAUGCCCAGCUGCCCCGUAUUCGUUAAGCGUUCAGAGUAGGAUUGCUGAUCUAUGAUCAGUUUUGCCUCAUAGAUGAAAAUGAAUAGACAAGGGGGACCUGAUCAAAGAUCUGCACCCCUACUCUGAGAUGCAAGAUGAAUACGGCCCUGCACUCAAAGGCCAAUGUCUCAUCCAUGGUGUUUCAGGACGUAUCUUAUGUUUAGUGAUUUGUCCAGAUGACCACUAUUUCUUUAUGUUAUAGAUCCAUCCAUAUGGUUACUGUCAUUUUAGAAUACAUGUCCGCGUGUUCUUUUCGAUACCUCCUAUAUAAGAUGCACGUAGAGGAACAGAUUGAUMAUUCAUGUUUCUAACAGCAUAUUUUUCUCUCAUCUCAAAUGUGUUCGUGUUUUCUUUUCAGUUGUGUUUGGUGUUUCUAUAAAAGGAGUUUUGAGUUGGUGCUACUAUUUCGAUUGUUAUAUAAUAGGGCGAAUGCGACAAAGUUAGUUAUUGUAAUGCUUGUCUAACGAGGCUUGUCCAUAGAAAGGCUUUCUCUUUUCAGCUUCUCCUGUUUCAGUUGUAAAUAGUCAACCUGAUCACACCCCUUCAAAUUGUAUCAAUGUGGGUGUUUUGUUAAGUGGACAUGUGGCCUGYAUAAAUAUGUAGGCCAUCCAUUGCUGAUUGCUAAUAAUGUUAUACUUUUGCCUGUUCUAUGAUAUGGCAGCAUUGUAAAGUGGACUUUGCCUUUCAUUUUUUUUCUUGUCUUUAGACAUUUGUCUAGAGCUGUCAUUUUUGCCAAAGCGUCACAAUGCCUGUUUUUAUUAAAACUAUUACUAUACCAUAAAACUAUUAAA
Messenger RNA from Salvelinus sp. IW2-2015, 1653 nucleotides. It is a transcript of the gene cd79b, whose product is annotated as CD79b molecule, immunoglobulin-associated beta. The record is from RefSeq and is a predicted model, not a curated record. Gene Ontology annotation, biological process: B cell receptor signaling pathway; B cell differentiation. Lineage: Eukaryota; Metazoa; Chordata; Actinopteri; Salmoniformes; Salmonidae. Gene Ontology annotation, cellular component: external side of plasma membrane; B cell receptor complex.